Cydia fagiglandana is the source of this 4821-nucleotide messenger RNA. RefSeq names its product RNA-binding protein 5-like. Gene Ontology annotation, biological process: mRNA splicing, via spliceosome. The record is from RefSeq and is a predicted model, not a curated record. Gene Ontology annotation, molecular function: RNA binding. Bases 172 to 2427 code for a protein of 751 amino acids. The transcript has 3 exons. Gene Ontology annotation, cellular component: nucleus. NCBI's taxonomy places the organism in Eukaryota, Metazoa, Arthropoda, Insecta, Lepidoptera, Tortricidae.
AUAUCUUGCUCGUUUUGUCUGCCAAAGGGAAUUUAAUAAAAUAUUUAUUGCCUUAAGUAACAGUAAAUGUAUGGAAUUCAGUACUUAAUUGCUUCCGCGUUAGGAAUUUUCGUGUCUCAGCCCAGAAUCACAAUACAUUAAACCAAGUGACAACUACUACAGGGAUUAGCGAUGUCAUGGCGUGGACGAGACGACCGCAGUGACCGGAGCUCGCGGUGGGAGACUCAGGAUCGGCCAGACCCGUGGGCGAAGCGUGGCCGUUCGCCCGUGUGGGACAUGCGCCGCGAUUCUCCUGAUCGCUCGCGAGGGUCUCCUCGCCACCACCGCGACCGCUUUGAUCGUUACGAUCGCACCGGGGACCGUGACCGUGACCGGCGCGACCGCACCGACCGCGGUGAUCGCGGCGACCGUAGCGAACGUUACGAGAGGGACGAGCGACGCGGGCGCUCGCGGGACCGUCACGAACGUGCGCGCUCCCGCUCGCGCUCUCGAUCACGACGUCACUCGCCGCGCCGCCACGAGCGGGAACGCGACUGCGACAUUCCAGCACCUCCUUCUCCGCCAAAGAUCAGUGCACCUGAACCACCCACCUCACGAUCGCGUAGCCGCUCCGCCAGCCGCGAACCCGACAGUGUCAGCUCUACGUAUGAUAACAAGGAUGAGCAAGCCGUCAAUGCCUCCCCGGGAGACUGGUUUUGUAAAUGUGGCUCAUACAAUUUUAAAAGGCGCCAAAUAUGCUACAGACGUAACUGCAAUGGAAAGCGAUCAGAAGGGACAGUUUAUGGGGCUGAUGCUGAGAGGCAUGGCUUGACAGAAGGCAUGGGUAUCACAAAAAGGCUUUUGUUUAGAAGAUUAGAUGCUUUAACAACUGAAGAAAAAAUAUUAGAGGCAUUGAAAGAGAGAUGCUCAAAGGCUAUUUUAGAUUCUAUAGCAGGGAUCACAAUAGGGAGAGAAACUUUGACUGGAGCGUCAAAGUGCCUCGCAUAUAUAAACUUUAAUUCUAUAGCAGAUUCCACUGCUGCGCAUUCUGAAUUGAUGACUCUUUCACCUCCACUUGAGAUUGAUAGCCGAGAAGUUUUGAUAUCAUUUUACAAUGAGCCCCAGAAGAUUCCAAAACCUGCUCCAAAUCCAGUUGACUAUUCUAGUUAUUAUUCUCAGAUGACCACAUACAACAACAGUUCAGCUUUGUCUGAAGCAGACAGAGUUAAUGCUGCGGCAGCAGUUGCCCAGUCAGCUAUCACAGCAGCUCAGGCCCGGCAGCUCACGUGGACUCCAUCGGUCCCUACAUUUGUUACGUCAGCUGCACAAGCAGUAACCAAUAUCAAGGCUCCCACAGGUGAUGGAACAACAGUGUAUAAUGCUCCUGAUGUAAGGACAUUCAUGUAUGAUGAGACAUCUGGGUACUACUAUGAUCCUUCUUCAGGUCUGUACUAUGAUGGAACCACACAGUACUUUUACAAUAGCCAAAUUAAUCAAUAUAUGUAUUGGGAUGCCACUAGUUCUACUUAUAUUGCUGCUACACAAGCCACACAAAAUACUGAUCAGCCUAAGCUGCCUAGUCCCCCAACAGUCACCACUGAUAACACUAUUACUAAAGAGCCGGAGGAGAAAAAGAAAAAAGAUAAAGAGGACAAAGUUAAAGUUGCUAAAAAGAUAGCCAAAGAUAUGGAAAGAUGGGCUCGAACUUUGAAUCAAAAGAAGGAAAAUGCAAAGAGUAACUAUGUUAUGGAUCAGCCUCAAGACACAGGGCCUAGCAAGGGCUCUGCAGACAUUGGCUUUUCAGUGCUUGGAGCCGGGCCGUCAUUAACACAUGUGAGGGAAAUAUCCCCACCCCCAACUGUAGUCCCAGCUGCUCCUGAUGAGUUUUUGAUGAAGAGGGUAACAGAACCGGCGUUUGACAAUGAUGAUGGCAUUAUUGACUGGACAAAAUUAACAUGCUUACUGUGUAAAAGAAAGUUCCCUUCUGCAGAGGUUCUUACAAAGCACAAGACUCUUUCAGACCUGCAUAAGCAGAAUCUUGCAGCACAUAGGAAACAGUGUGAUUCAGCACCACAGAUGAAUGGGUAUAGAGACCGUGCAGCAGAGCGCCGAAUGAAGUUCGGAGAGGAUGAGACACCAGUCAGAAAGAGGUAUGAGCCACCAGAGCCUAUUCAGCCCCCCAUACAGGCCGCUCCACCACCAUCCGUUGUUGAUACCAUUGGAGGAAAAAUGCUUCAGAAGAUGGGUUGGUCAGCUGGACGAGGUUUGGGCAAAACUGAACAGGGGCGGAUAGCUCCUAUUGAGGCAGAGCAGAGGCCAAGCUUGGCAGGCCUUGGGCAGAAGAGAGGCAUUUACACACCUACUCCCGGGGAGACAUAUCGCGACACGGUGAAAAAGCUUAUGAUUGCGCGGUACAAAGAAGUCGUCGGUCAAGAGGAGGGAAAUUAGAUGGCGAGCCGCCCCGUGUGCCGCGCCCGCGCACCGCGGUGAGUAAAUUAUAUUUGCUUACUUGUCUAACGCAUCUCUUUCCACAGGCUUGACAGCAUAUACUUCUUAUGUCUUAGUUUGUUUAAUAAUCUAUAUAUCUUGUUUUGACCCUAGAAUGAAAUGUUUAUGUUAUUAGGUUAUUGGCAUGGCAUUGCAUUGCCUUCUUCAUUGCUGAAGAAAUUCCAAAAUUAUGAUUAUUCGGAGUUGACUAAAACGUGACUAUCAAGGCGUAGGUUAGGUAAUAUAGUAAGGUCUCUACGAUCAAAAUUAAUGCAUAUAUUGUUGGAUUUUACAGAAAGGGUAACAUUUAUGGCACAUAAUGAAUGGCUUGAGACACUAAUUUCAGAAUAUCUAAUAUAUAAACGUAUUAUAAACGUGAUGCCAUUUAUAAGUUAUUCAAGAUAAUCGGCUUUAAAUUACAAUCCAACACAGUAGUGAUGUGAUGAGUAUAUUGCGUCGACAAGGUAUAUAGAUUAUUUGAAGACACUGUUAUUUCUGGGAGAUUUGGGGUUCUAUAUAGUUUGUGGUUCUGUGAUACAAUCUGUGUUCUAGUAUUUAAACUAGGUUCUAGCUUGAAAAAAGGUAUUAUAAGAAUAGUCGGAGGACGAAGCGAGCAGCGACGGAGCAUAGACUCUGGAUAAACAUUACUGUGAUAUAACUGUGAUAUUUAGUGGUGCAAAAAACGGUGCAAGUGUGAAGCCCUUUACUGACGACUUUGACCAUUUACCUUACAGAACCGGCGCAGCGCCAGGACCCGCCAAUCCUUGUUUAGAGCAGGUUUAUUUAUUUGUACAACGAUGUACAAACGUGAUUUAGCUCGGAUACCGGGCUAGCGAGCUGCUGGCUUGUUUUGCAGUGGUAUGGCAUCAAUAGAUACGUCAGAGUACACACUGAACAACCCAUGUAAACAUACAUUACAAACAUAUUUAUUUGUGUUGUCAAAUCUGUUGAAUCCUUGAUGCUAUUCUUCUGCCUUCUGCAAAAUAUUUAAAGGAUAACCUUCGCAAGCUGCAUUAUGCACAUAAUAAUGACUAGAAUUAUACUUCAUUCCAAUUUAAGACUGCAUCGACCGUCCAGUUGUGCCCUCAAAGGGGGAAAUGUGUUUUCUUAAAUAUAAACCAAUUCAUUUAUGUAUAAAUUAGUAUAUUAUUAUUGUUGUCCUACUGAUUUCCCAACUCUUGGUCUUUGUUACAUAGUAUUAUUUUGCUUAUAUUUUGCUUUAUUAACUAAACGGUAAAUGGUGGCCACGUUUUUCCUAUAUUUGAUAAAGCAACAAAUGAGCAAAACUAUGUGACAAAGACCUAAAGUUGGGGAAUCAGUAGGACAACAAUAUACUGAAUUAUACAUAAAUAAAUUUGGUUUAUUAGAAAACAAUGUUCCCCAAUAAGGGCGCCACUGGACGGUUGAUACAGUUUAAUUAUUAAUUGAUGUAUUUUUACUCGUGGAAUAGUAAAUUUAAAUAUACGUUCGAAAAACAUAAAACAUAUAACUCUUCUUCGGCAGUUAAGUAUUAACUAGCGAAGGUUAUCUUUCCCCUUGUUUAAGUGGGAUGUAGAGAUAUAACUUCCAAAUUUAAUUAAUGAACUAUUUUUCAAGCGUUUUAUUAUCAUUAUAAUGUUUAAGUUGUGUUAUGUAAACGAAAAUGUCAGUGAAUCUUUUGUAUAUGUUUCUCGAAGACGUGUGUAGGUACUAGUGCAGAUUAAUUACUUGUUAAUUACGACGGUUUUGUUAAUUAAUAUACCUCAAUUUUAAACAGUUUAGUAAUAGCAAUAUAUUUUUAAUAUUUGACCUUAAUACUCAGAAAAUUAGAUGUCAAUAUUAACACGAAAACAUAUUUUAAUUAAAAUAUAUGAAGCACUUAAGACCUACUAACACUGUUUAAUAAUUAAUUAUAUAUGUACCUACGUAAUACGUAUAGUUUGUAAAACUGUUAUUUCAUAGGCACCUUUUUAUGGGAUUCACCAUUGAAAUUUUAAUGUUGUUAAAUUUAAUUAACUUGUACAUUUGCCAGACUUACCUACCAUUAAUAAAACAGGAAUGCUCACCUAGUUUUAGCGUAAUUAUUAUUCUUUAUCUUGCAUUGUAUUGUUAGUUGUUCACGUCUUUAGAUUACCAAAUAAAAUGAUUGUUAUGAAUAUAGGUGACGUUAUCUAUGAAAAGGGACCUUAUUGUCGAUGGCGCUUACGCCAUUAUUAACGAUGCUCCGGUAUAGAUACAAUGCCGCGCGAUGCUUUGCGGCUUAAGCGCCAUCGAGAAUAAGGUCCCUUUUCAUAGAUAAUGCACCAGAAUCAAACAGGUUACUGACAAAUGAACUAUUUACCUAAUGUACUUUAACUCCAUAGUUCUGUUAUACAU